AUGUCCUCUUCCUCCUCGUCUCGCCGCCGUCGGUUAAGCCGCGCCCGCGGGGACCGGCUCGGCCGCAAUCCUCCAACGGCGACGGCGCCGGGCGCGGCGGAGGAGAACAAGGAGGAGGAGACGAGGGACUGGGCGGAGCUGCCGUUGGACGCGAUAUCGUCCAUCCUCCACAAGCUCGACCACGUCGACAUCCUGACGGGGGCCGGCCAGGUGUGCCGCUCCUGGCGCGGCGCCGCCCGCGACGAGCCCGAGCUGUGGCGCCGCAUCGACAUGCUAGGCCACGCCCAACUCCUCAACGAGCUCAACCUCCACGGGAUGGCGCAGGCGGCCGUCCGCCGCAGCGCGGGGAGGUGCGAGGCGUUCUGGGGCGAGUACGCCGGCGACGACGGCUUCCUCCUCUACCUCGGCGACCGGGCACCAUCUCUCAAGAGUCUUCACCUCAUUUCUUGCAAUGGUGUUUCUGAUGAAGGAUUUACAGAGGCAAUACAGAAGUUCCCGUUGCUUGAGGAUCUUGAGCUUUCAUUGUGUCCAUAUGUGGGUGAGAGUGGUGUGUUUGGGGUUGUUGGAAAAGCAUGCCCGCAACUGAAGCGCUUCAGACUGAAUAGGGACGGGUUCUACUAUCUCGACAGUAGAGACUACGACAUGGAUGAGGAAGCCCUGGGGAUUGCAACUAUGCACGGGCUACGCUCUUUGCAGCUGUCUGGCAAUCGCGUCACCAAUAAAGGAUUGGAAGCCAUCCUGGACAAUUGCCGCCACCUGAAGUCCCUUGACAUUCGGCGCUGCUUCAACGUGAAGAUGAACGGCACCUUGCGUGCAAAGUGUGCCAGGAUAAGCUCACUCAGGCUUCCCCAUGAACCCAACUGAUGACUGCACUUCCAGGUUGACAGCCCUGUUUGGGAGGGUUCAGAGUUCUUUUCGGCUGAUUAUACGGGUUCUAGUUCUGAUUGUGAGCUUGGGUCGGAAGAUUACAACGAUUGCUGUGAUCCUUCCCACUACCUUGAUGGUG
Messenger RNA from Lolium rigidum, 1006 nucleotides. RefSeq names its product putative F-box/LRR-repeat protein 23. The record is from RefSeq and is a predicted model, not a curated record. Gene Ontology annotation, molecular function: protein binding. Bases 1 to 864 code for a protein of 287 amino acids. The transcript has 2 exons. Lineage: Eukaryota; Viridiplantae; Streptophyta; Magnoliopsida; Poales; Poaceae.